AUGAGCAACCAGACCGACUCCAAGUCGACCGGCGAAGACCCCACAAAGGUCGAGUCCUACACCGCCGACGUUAACCAUGUCUCCGAGGUAGACGAGAAGGCCAAGGCCGCCGACUUCAAGGCCGACGCCAUCGAGGCUGAGCAGGCCGAGCAAAACAUGGGAGUCCUCGAGGCCGUCAAACUGUACCCCAUGGCCUCCCUCUGGGCCUUCAUCAUGUCCACCACCAUUAUCAUGGAGUCGUACUGCGUCUUUCUCAUGGGCGCCUUCGUUGCCAUGGACGAGUUCAAGCUUCAGUUUGGCGUCCUCGACAGAGAAGGCGCUUAUCAAAUCGAGGCCUCGUGGCAGUCCGCCCUCCAGGUCGGCGGCCCCCUCGGCGCCAUCAUCGGCGUCUGCAUCGCCGGUCCCAUCACCAGCCGCAUCGGAUACCGCUGGGCCACCAUCACCGGCCUCAUGGUCCUCAACGCCUUCAUCUUCAUCUUCUACUUCGCCAACUCCCUCGCCGUCAUGUUUGUUUCCCAGCUUCUCGAGGGCAUUCCCUGGGGCAUCUUCAUUGCCAACGCCCCCGCCUACUGCUCUGAGAUCGUCCCCAUGAGGCUGAGAGCCCCCGCCACCCAGAUGCUCCAGAUGUUCUGGGCCAUUGGCGCCAUCAUCGUCGGCGGUGUCUGCUACGUCUACGAGAGCAAGAGCGACUCGAGCGCUUGGAAGGUACCUAUCGCCCUUCAAUGGAUGUUCCCCACCCCCCUCGCCGUCCUCCUGUUCAUCGCCCCCGAGUCCCCUUGGUGGCUGGUUCGCAAGGGACGCCUCGAGGAAGCCGCAAAGUCCGUCCGCCGCCUCGGCCGCUCAACGGAGCGCACGAGCAUCGACGAGUCCAUCGCCAUGAUGCGCCGUACCAUCGAGAACGAGAAGAGCGUCAAGGAGCCCAGCUACGCAGAGCUUUUCAAGGGCACUGACAGAUACCGCACCCUCAUUGUCUGCGGUGUCUACGCCGCCCAGAACCUCACCGGUAACCUCAUCGCCAAUCAGGCCGUUUACUUCUUCAGACAGGCUGGCAUCGGCUCUAACCUCGCCUUCGCCCUCGGUCUCAUCACCUCCGCCCUCCAGACCGUUUUCGUCAUGCUUUCCUGGAUCCUCACCACCUACCUCGGCCGACGCACCAUCUACGUUUGGGGCUCGCUGAUCAACGUCUGCUUCCUGAUCGCCCUCGGCAUCGCCGGUUCCGUCGGCGAAUCCAACGCCGCCUCUUUGGCCAUGGCCUCGCUGGGUCUCAUCGUCUCGGUCGGCUUCACGCUGGGACCUGCCCCCGCUUCGUGGGUCAUCAUUGCCGAGACGUCAGCCGUCCGGCUCCGUCCCCUUACCACCGGUAUCGGACGUGCGGCUUACUACAUCGUCAACAUCCCUUGCAUCUUCCUCGCAACCUACAUGCUUAACCCGACGGGCGUCAACCUCGGCGGCAGGUGUGGCUACGUCUGGGGCGCAACCGGUUUCGUUUGCUUCGUCGUGUCUUACAUCUGGUUGCCCGAGAUGAAGGGCCGGUCCUUCCGCGAGAUCGACAUCAUGUUCAAGCGACGCAUCCCAGCUCGUCAAUGGAAGAAGACCGUUAUCGACAUAAACGAUGACGAGUAG
Molecule: messenger RNA, 1623 nt
Organism: Colletotrichum graminicola M1.001
Lineage: Eukaryota; Fungi; Ascomycota; Sordariomycetes; Glomerellales; Glomerellaceae
Product: sugar porter family MFS transporter
Exons: 5
Coding region: 1-1623 (540 amino acids)
Biological process (GO): transmembrane transport; carbohydrate transport
Cellular component (GO): membrane
Molecular function (GO): carbohydrate:proton symporter activity
Source: RefSeq, a predicted model, not a curated record